UUCUGGUUUUUGCCCGUAUUUUAAGAGAGAGGCACUUUGCAUUUUCUCCUUCCAGAGCAGCCUUAAAAAGACAUACAAAAUACCUGAGUUCCACGCUUUACUCGCUCAGACAGCAAAGCGGCCUACACCCAACAACAAAUAUUUGUCACAAUCUCGUGCCUGUUAACCAAACUAACGAAGCCCCCACCCCAUUUUUCCAUGCCGUGACUCGAUUCUUUUUUUGUUCUGUCUGUCUUUCAAGACCCAAUAUCUCUCGCCUUUCGUUUUUGGAGGUUCUUAAUUCUUUUCAUGGCCCCCCACCCACCUCCUCUUCUCUUCCCUUUAGAACCUCAAUACUCUUGAAGCCUUCAUUUUCCUUACUUCCUCGUUUGUUUCUUUAAAAGGGUCGUUUGUCUCUCUGUUGGAUUUCUUUGGUUUUUUCUUAGAGGUUUCCUUUUUGCACGGUUUUCCAUUCAUCAAAAGUGAUAGCAAACGAGAUGAAGAAUGGAACCUUGCAUCAAUGCUUGGAGGAGAUGGAGGAAAAGUUGAUUCUCUCUUGAAUCUUCCAGCCAUCAUCGUCACGGUGUUCUGAUUGCAGGCAAAAGUGCAAUCCCUCCUAAUUUAUCUAGAGGUUCCUUCAAUAUUGCAUCAUUCUUUGAAACCGGCUGUUCCAUUGUGUUCCUAGUCCACCAUCAUGGCUACCAAGAUCAAAGGGAUCUACAAAGGAUUCAAAUUCAUCUCCCAAAUCUUUGUUGUGAAGGAGCGAGAGAUGGAAAUUGGGUACCCGACAGAUGUUAAACAUGUGGCACACAUUGGUUGGGAUGGCCCUUCUGGCACUGCACCCAGUUGGAUGAAUGAAUUCAAGACAGGCCCUGAUUUCACAGCAACAUCCAUCGGAAACUCCAGAGGCUCUAAUCCUACGGCUCUUUCCACAUGGUCCUCUCAAGAUUUUGAACAAUCACUGGGAUGCGAACCUGCAACACAGAUGAUAAGAGACCUGUCUUCUGCAGAUCUUCCAAAUAUUCCCAAGAAACAAAAACGGAAAAAGAAGACGACUUCCUCUCCCAAGUCUUCCUCAAAAUCUUCGCGAACAUCAAAGACCAAGGCUAUAUACACACAAUUGGGAUCAUCAACAGGCCUUGAAACUUAGAGAUCAUCAUGCAAGAUUUGUGGCUUUUGGUUUUCAACUGAUUAAAAAUCAACACGCACAGACAAGAUUGCAGAAGUUCCUUUCAAUACUCAAGAUAUUCAUGAAGACGGACAAAAAAAUGUAGGAAUUUGAGCAAAGCUUGUGUAAAUUAGAAUUCAUAUUUAAUUUACAGAAGGGUAAAAGUACAUUAGGUAGGGUUGAUAACAUGAACAAAAAGGAAUGAUCGAUAUCCAGGGAUGAGACUUAUCUAUAGAGCCAGAAGCAAAUUUUUGGUUUACAACAAGGAAUAAUCAUGCAGGGGCGUUGUGUUGUAGUUGUGUUGGUGGAAAGUUUUGCUGAUUCAGAUAAUUGGACUCGAACAAGUUUGUAAAGGAAUCUAAUCUUUUUCCUUGUUA
Molecule: messenger RNA, 1524 nt
Organism: Theobroma cacao (cacao)
Lineage: Eukaryota; Viridiplantae; Streptophyta; Magnoliopsida; Malvales; Malvaceae
Product: CRIB domain-containing protein RIC10
Source: RefSeq, a predicted model, not a curated record